AUGAAAGCCGUCUCACCACACACCGCCGCCGUCAGCCCCGAGCGGGCCAAGCACCUGGAGCGCAACCGUAUCGCCGCCAACAAAUGCCGCGAAAGAAAGAAGCGCGAACACAAACAGAUCGAGCGCCGACUCAGCGACGAAACCGAGAAAAAAGAAAUGCUCCUAGCACAGCUCAACUGUCUACGAGAAGAAGUCUGGGACCUAAAAAAUAUUAUUUUUCAACACGCCGAGUGCGAUGACCAUCAAAUCAACAACCAACUCAGAAGAAUGACCCAGACCGCCAUGGGCACCCAAUCUGUCCCCCAAAAGGCCCAUUCCGAUAUGGCCGCGCCCGAUAUGGCCGCGCCCGAUAUGACCGUUCCCGAUAUGAGCUUGUCGCCGACAACCUCGACUAAGACCUGGUCGGAUGAAUCGGUCGAUGAAAGUACGAAUAUGACUAUGAAUAUGAUCGAUCCGGGCGCAUAUCCUCAGGGUGAUUGGACGGGUUUACCUAAAGUCGCCAAUGACAUGGUUUACGAUCCGAAUGGAUCAACCGACUCACUGUUCGAGAACUUUAUUGAUGCAGACAACCUGUACACGUAG
Penicillium soppii is the source of this 582-nucleotide messenger RNA. RefSeq names its product bZIP transcription factor. Gene Ontology annotation, molecular function: DNA-binding transcription factor activity, RNA polymerase II-specific; RNA polymerase II cis-regulatory region sequence-specific DNA binding. The record is from RefSeq and is a predicted model, not a curated record. Gene Ontology annotation, biological process: regulation of transcription by RNA polymerase II. The transcript has a single exon. The coding region runs from base 1 to 582 and encodes 193 amino acids. NCBI's taxonomy places the organism in Eukaryota, Fungi, Ascomycota, Eurotiomycetes, Eurotiales, Aspergillaceae.